UAGACUAGAUGACGUAUAUAAUUAAGUCGCAGCAAACCGUAUCCGAUAACCGAGAUUUCAGACGGGAACUAACAUUCGUGCUCACAGUUGUUACAACUAAAGAUGCCCCCCGAUGAGGCGGUGGUGUUUAUGGCAGCCCGCUGACGGAGCUCUGACACCGCUGAUUGAGUGUAUGGGUGUGCUGCGUGUUAGCAGCUGCACUAUAACGCGGACUAACAACUGACAUAAACGGCCAAGACCGAAUCUGCCAUAUAAACGCCAAAGACUCCGACUAUCAACACGAAAUUACAUUAGCCGAAGUGAUUUGGUGCCACAAGCUAGAACCUCAUCAAGCUAACCAGUGGGUAAGGUUAGCCGAGUAGCUAGCAAGACUAUUUUUAGUGGACCUGUGUGCCAUCAUCGGUAGGAAAGUCUGGUCGAUUGGUAUUGACAGUUGAGUCAGAGAAGCGUUUGUAUUUCCUAUGAUCUCUCAACGCUAGUUGUCUGUGCCAAAAUGUCCACUGUUUCAUUGGAUAAAGAAUUACAGGAGAGACUGAGAGAGGCGUCUGCCAUCGGGGAUAUCGACGAAGUGCGGACAUUGGUGGAGAGUGGAGUCAAUGUUAAUUCACAGAACGAAAUAAAUGGAUGGACAUGCCUGCACUGGGCGUGCAAGAGGAAUCAUAAGCACAUAGUGUCCUACUUACUCAGUUGUGGAGCAGACAAAGAAAUCCUCACGGCCAAGGAUGAGCUGGCCUCGCAGCUCACGUCCAAACCAGAGAUCAAACGACUGUUAGGAGUUGAGAUGGAGGAAGUGCCUGAAGUCAAGGAGUCUGAGUUGCCAAUCAUUCCAAACUACCUGUCUAACCCGCCCUUCAUGUACUCUAAGAUGGACAACAAGUCAGAGGUCAUCCUGGAACAGCACCUUACACAGAACGGUUCUGGAGAACAUGCUGAAGACGCACAUAGUGACCCAGCCUCACCGGCUCAUGAGCCUCAGAUGUCACAGAGUCUGAUCUCUGAUGGCCCCGCUCCUCCCCCAAACCACAUCACCCACAGCCAAGCCCAGACUGGGGAAUUUAUUCCUGUGACUGAGCAAAAUGGUGUGUCACCCAGAACGGCUUCAUCUCACAACCACACUGUGGUUAACUGCACAGUGCCCAUGGACUUGUCAGUUGAACCUCACCUUGUCAACCAUGCUGACUAUCCACAUGCCAUGGCUCACAAUGGCACCAUGUGCUCACCUCCAUUAGCCUCACCCAGCCCCAGCUUGGCCAGUGGGAGCCAGGUCCAGGCUCCAAUGGCCAGCACUAACCCAACUAUGAGUAGGCAGCAGUCUAUCCAACAGCACGGCCAGGCUGGGGGGCCGAUGCCAGCUUUCCAGCCUUUCUUCUUCACUAGCACCUUCCCUGUCAAUGUGCAAGAGUUGGUGCUGAAGGUACGUAUCCAGAACCCCCAUGCACGAGAAAACGACUUUAUUGAGGUGGAGCUGGACCGCCAGGAGCUCACCUAUCGCUCUCUCCUGAGGGUCUGUUGCCGAGAGUUGGACAUCAGCGCUGAGCAUGUGGAGAAGAUCCGCAAGCUGCCAAACACCAUGUUGAGAAAGGACAAGGACGUGGCUCGGCUGCAGGACUUUCAGGAGCUGGAGGUUGUGUUGGAGAAGGCAGAGGGCCUGUCCCUUUUCUCUGGACCUGGGGGCCUAACAGACAGACCCUGCUACAACAUGAAGGCCUCUCGCCUCACCUACUAGAGCUACCACAGAGCCCCAGUUCUCCUGCUUAUGAUGGGCUUCUGUAGCUUCCCUCAAACAACCACAACUAGUUGCCUGUCAAGGUCCCUUGUUACAGCUUUGUUUGGCUUUGGUGUUUCACCAACUUCCUGACUUGGAUUUGUUUCCCCCCUGCAAGUUCUGUAGCUUUUGUCCCCCUGUCCUCCUCUGGCCCUCCUGCUGCUUUAAUGUACCCAACCAGUUCUAACAGUUACUGAUGCAUGGUGUACUGGAUUCUGUGCCCCUCUCUCCUCUCUUUGUCUCUUUCUCUCCUCCCAUUGCACUUUUGUGCCAAGGCUCCAGUGGGACAUCAGAGGUGGACACUAGCUUGUCUUCCUAACAGACUGGACUUGAAUGGGAUUCUCCAAUAGCCUUACAUGGACACAUCCCUAUACCGGCUGUGAACUGUGGUCACAGAGGAGAAUGCUCUGAGAAAACCGAGUGCAGAGGGCGACAGGAAGGAUUUAUAUAACACAUCAUCAGUCCACAGAACAGUUUCAGCUCAGUGGACUUGGACUUCCAGCAAACUGACCGAUAGUGUUAUCAGAUAUUCUAGCGGGCGUACUCACUUUCAUACAUGCUGUAGGCAUAAACCUUAGUGUCUUUCCUGCAGAGGGCCUCCAUUACUGUCCUAAUUCUUAAAGUGGGGUAAUCUCACACCCGGUGAGAUUUAGGUAACUUUGAAGAAAUAGUCAUUUUAUAUGCUGAUCACACAUGCUUUAAUCUACACUAUAUCCACACAGGGAUGGAUAGGAGUAGUGAUUUCCCCCCCAAUAUUUGAAUCAAUCCCAGUCAGCUGUACACUGUGGAAAAGAGAUCAUUAGUUUUGUUUGAAUUGUCCUCUUUUGUUUCAGAGAUAUGUGCAGUAAAUUGAAGCAGAACUCGUGUUUUUUUUUUUGUCAACACUGCAUUAUCACUUCUGCUUUGCAGGGUGUGUUACAAUACAUAGUCACCACAACACUUUAACUGUCGAAUGUGAAGUAUUUCUUUUCAAUUCUUGACUUAAGGUGAUUGUUAUUAAUAAAGAAAGGCCAUGAGUCGCUUCUGAGAGUAACAAGGCUCGAGUCUCAGCACAGGUUGUAGAUGUGGUUCUCGAUUUGUCAUAUACAUUAACCAUUCUGUUUGAUAUUUUUAGGUGCUGUCUUUCUGUUUAACUGUAAUUAGAAUCCAAACCAAAAACUAACAUAGCCAGCAAACUGACAGUGCUUCGGAAAGGAAUGCAGCCUGGUUAGAUGGAUGGGUGUGUAUGUGAGUGUGAGACAAUAUUUUAUGAUUGAGUGCUUCCUUAUUCUUCCGGCACUAAUCUAGUUUUUAUUUCUGAUAUCUCGUUUAGACUCUCACCUCAGUUUAAACCUCGGUUAUCUAUAUGGCGACUAGAUA
This is a messenger RNA of Monopterus albus (swamp eel), 3124 nucleotides long. It is a transcript of the gene ankrd40, whose product is annotated as ankyrin repeat domain 40. The record is from RefSeq and is a predicted model, not a curated record. Gene Ontology annotation, molecular function: protein binding. The transcript is spliced from 5 exons. Lineage: Eukaryota; Metazoa; Chordata; Actinopteri; Synbranchiformes; Synbranchidae. The coding region runs from base 494 to 1726 and encodes 410 amino acids.